ACCCUUUUGACAGCCCCUUUGAUAGCCCAACGUCCUGAUGACGAACCCGUGCGUCUCGCAAAACGGCGAGUUGCGCAGAGCACCGUCUUCGGAACGGCGAAUCAGCGAGUGGUAAGCUCACUGGAGAGAUUCUCCUCUGGGUAAAGGCGCGCUGAAGCUAGCGAAUGAUCUACAUAACGGGGGUACAUCGUGCUGUUGAUUGUGGAACCUGGAAAACGCCGUUCCUCGUACUCGGCGCACAGCUCCUCGUCAGGCCUCUACCUGGUGCUUUGCAUCGCUGUACUCCGCCUGCUUCCGCACUAUAUAGUAUGUAGCUAUCGCUUCUCUCCUUUCGUCUCCUCGUCCCUGGUCACGCCCACACUCGUUCAUCAUGAGAGUUGUUUCAUUCCUGGCCAUCGGCCUGUUCUCCGGCGCCUUGGCCGCUACCGUCUCGAACGACGCCACUUGCGGAGGAACCAACAAAUACACGUGUCUUGGCAGCACGUUCGGAAACUGCUGUAGCAGCGCCGGGUGGUGUGGUUCUACAUCCGCGUACUGCGGAACUGGUUGUCAAUCUGCCUACGGCAACUGUGGUAGCAACAGCCCCACGAGCAGCAAACCUGUAAGCAGCAAGAGCAUCGCUUCGUCCACCAAGUCUUCCUCAGCACCGGCCUCGACAUCCACGAAGAAGGUGUCCACAGAUGCGACCUGCGGCGGUUCCAAGGGCUAUACCUGCCUUGGCAGCUCCUUCGGUAACUGCUGCAGCGCCAACGGUUGGUGUGGCUCGACAUCAGCAUACUGUGGAACCGGAUGCCAGUCUGGCUUUGGAAAUUGUGGAAGCAACAACGGAGCUUCGAGUACUGUGCUAAGCAGCACCAAGGUCACCUCCGCCACCUCGAAGACUUCCGCCGUCUCAUCACCAUCUGCGACUGCGUCUGGCUCAGCCACCCAGUGCUUGACCGGAAAGAAGGUGCCCUACAAGGUCUCAUCUGAUGCGGCCUACUCCCAGCUUGCACAGCCGUACAACCUGCGCUUGCCGUACAAGCCUGCUGUUAUCGUUCUGCCGACAACGAAUCAGCAUGUCCAGGACGCUGUGGUGUGUGGUGCAAAAGGUGGCUUGAAGAUUCAGGCAAAAUCUGGUGGCCACUCUUAUGCAAGCUUCAGUAGCGGAGGAAAGGAUGGAUCGAUGGUUAUCGAUUUGGAGUCUUUCCAGAACGUCGCUUUGGACACUUCGUCUGGCGUUGUCCAGGUCGGCGGUGGUGUGCGAUUGGGCAACCUCGCAGAUGGUAUCUACCAGCAAGGCAAGCGAGCUCUGUCUCACGGCACUUGCCCCGGUGUCGGCAUCGGUGGACAUUCCACUCACGGCGGAUAUGGCACAACUUCGCGCAGCUGGGGUCUCGCCAUGGAUGCUAUCACCGCCGCCGAUGUUGUCCUCGCGAACGGCACCCUGAUCAAGGCCAGCUCCACGCAGAACUCCGAGAUCUACUGGGGCAUCCGCGGUGCCGCUGAGUCCCUCGGCAUAAUCGUCAAUUUCUACAUGCAGACCCGCGCCGCUCCAGAAAGCGUCACUUACUUUGCCAUCCCCUGGACCGGCAUGUUCGACCAGAAGUCCACCUUCACGAACGGCUGGCUGCGCCUCCAAGAAAUCGCGCGCAACUCCUCCGUCAUCGACAACCGCAUUUCCUUCGGCGUCUACCUCGACAACGCUGGAACCUUCUCCCUCUCCGGCUUCUUCUCCGGCACCGUCGCCGAAUUCAACUCCAAAAUCAAGCCAGAGUUCCUCCGCAACAUGCCCACCGCUGGCACCCCGACGGUCAAAUCCUACGGCUGGUACGACUAUCUGGUCCUCCUCGGCGGCAAGGACACCAUCAAGGAGCCUACCACCGGCUACGCCGAGCACGACACUUUCUUUGCGAAAUCUCUUACCGUCCCCGAGACCGACGGGCUCUCUGCCGCCGCGCUGAACGCGUACUACGACUACAUCAAGUCCGGCAGCGUGACCUUCUACUCCAUCAUCAACCUCUACGGCGGCCCCGGGUCCGCCAUCAACAGCAAGGACACUACCUUCGCCGCGUACAGCGACCGCGACAGCUUGUGGGUGUUCCAGAACUACGGGACGGGUGCGGGUGCCGAUGUCGUGAGCUACAUGAACGGCAUGAACGACGCGAUCAUCAAGGCGCAGCCGAAUACGAAGUUUGGCGCGUACCUGAACUACGUGGAUCCCAGCUAUGAUGCGGCGACCGCGCAUAAGCUGUACUACGGGGAUGCGGUGUAUGCGAGGUUGGCGGCGCUGAAGAAGGUCGUGGAUCCGGCGAAUGUGUUCUGGAAUCCGCAGAGUAUCGGAGCGUAAAAAGAGAAAGAGCUUGUAAUGUAUAGAUAAUGUUAAUAGAUCUUUUUCACCGAUAUUGAUGGUUUCGUUCAGUG
Paraphaeosphaeria sporulosa is the source of this 2403-nucleotide messenger RNA. RefSeq names its product FAD-binding domain-containing protein. NCBI's taxonomy places the organism in Eukaryota, Fungi, Ascomycota, Dothideomycetes, Pleosporales, Didymosphaeriaceae. Gene Ontology annotation, molecular function: FAD binding; oxidoreductase activity; chitin binding. The record is from RefSeq and is a predicted model, not a curated record. The transcript is spliced from 3 exons. The coding region runs from base 371 to 2329 and encodes 652 amino acids.